AUGUUUGAUAGUAUUUACAAAAUAAAUUUAUAUAAAUCUAAAAUUAAUCCAUCAAAUUACUUAGAAAUUUUUACUGAGAGCUUGGAAAGCGUAAUUUCUUUAGAUCUUAUUAAUUUAACAAUAGAAUUUUUAGUAAAUGAAGCAAAUUUGGUGUCUAUUGAUAAAUUUUUACUUAUAUGCUUAAAUAAGCUAACAACUAAUAUUAGAUUUCAGCACAUAUUUGUAAAGUCAAAAUACCAAGAUAUUUUAAAGCAUCCCAUCUCAUACAACAUUUUUAACAAAUUUCAGCAAAUAAUUGAAAUUACUGAAAAACAGAUUGCAAUAAGGUCUGAUAAUUUCUAUAAUUAUAUAUUAUAUAAGAAAUACAGCAAUGAUCACAAAAAUGAUUUAUUUUUUGAUAAAGAAAAUUUAAGUAUGCUGGAUAUGAACAUAUAUAAAAAUUAUUUAGAAUAUGUUUAUGAAUAUAAUUCUACUGACAAUAAGUUUGUUUCUCAUGCAAACAAAUUAAAUGCUUGCAUAAAUAAAAAAAAUAUAAAAGAAAAUUAUUCUUGCAUAAAUAAUGAUUCUCUUAAAACUCUACUUAUAGCCAUUAAUACCAAUACAGAUGAGGACAAAUACAGCAAUUUGGAAUAUUAUGAUUUUAAUAACAAUAUUGAAUAUGAAGAAACCUUAAUCAGUUUUGUUAAAUCUUUACUUAACAAAGAUAUUUAUUCUUUAAAGAAAGUAUAUAAUAUUUAUGAAAUUAUUCAACCAACAAAAAAAUUGUUAUUUGCUUAUUUUGCUUUUCUUUAUUUAACAUAUUCAAAAUACACAAAUAAGUAUAUUAAAGACACUAUACUUAAUAUAGUAUCUUUUAAAGAUUUUUCAAGCAUUUCACAAAUGAUUUUAGAAUUUUACAUAGGUCACGUUACGCCACACAAUGAUUUGGAUUCUUAUUUUGCACCCUUGUCAGAAUUCAUUGAUUUCAAUUACUGCUCUCAUAUUCACUUGAUAUAUCCUUUACUAUACUACAAAUAUAACAUAGUUAUAGAUAAAUAUAAUCAUUACAUUAAAGCACAUUCAAUAAUCAGUGGAACGGAAAAAUGUAACGAUAUAAAGUUAAACGUUAAGGAAAUUUCAAUGUGUUUACUAUAUGGCUAUUUUGAUUUUAAAAAAUCUAAAAUGCUAAUAAAAAACAAUAUAACAAGUAUCUUAAAUAUUAUUAGGCAAGAAUAUAUCAAUAACAAUGUUAAUUCCUGUAUUUUUGAAAUACUAAAAUACCUUUCUAAUAAUUUAGAAGUAAAAAUUAGUGAUAAUGUGUGGGAUUAUUUUAGGGCCUUGGGAUGUAAAACAUGCAAAGAUGAAUGUAAUAAUUUUAGAAUUAAUAAUUUAUUUGAUAAAAUAGAAAAAACUAAUAAAAAUGCUUACAAUGUGUUUGUUUCUAUAUUAAACAAUGCUCAGAAUAAAUUUGAACUUAUUAAAAACUUUGUAAAGAAAUUUGAGUCCGAUAUAGAUUUCCAAUCCAAAAUUAGAGAUUUGUAUGGUAAAUUACCUCAGUCAAUUUUAGAUAUUGUUGGACAUAUUAAAUUUGAAAAAAGUUUAGAAAUGUUAUAUAAAUUACAAAUAAGUUCAAAUCCUUUAGAUUACUUUAAGGAUAAUUUUAUUGAAGAGCUAAAGACUGAACCCGAGGAUAUGUAUAAUGAAGCUUUAGAUGUGCUAUUUCAUAACGCUAUAAGUAAUAUUUCUACUAAAAAUAUUGAUACAUUUGAAAUACGACAGAUUAAAAAUUAUAAAAAGUUUCUUAUAGCUUUUAAUAAUAUUUUAUUGUGUCAAUGGGCGGAUGAUAAAAACGUUACUGAGAAUACAAUCUACAGCUUAUUUAGCUAUACUGAAAUUUUUACGACCAAAAUUCUUGAGUUUACUGCAGUAAACAUGUUAUGCCGUGUAAAAAAUGAAUUAGUUAUUAAAUUAUUACACGAAAUCUUAGAAGAUAAAAUUAAUUGUAGAAUUAUUAAGUUUAUUACUGAAUGUAAUUUUAAAUGUGAUUUAAAUAUAAAUUUUGAAUUACUUAUUGAAUCUUGUAAACUUAUUGAUGACUUUUAUUAUAUUAUUUAUCUUGUAGAACAACAGCUAUUUUCUAAUAAUGAAGAAUAUUUAUACAACACGCUUCAACAGGCUUUUUAUAAAAUUAAGGAUUAUGAAAGAGUGCAAGGUAUUAACUGUAUGUUUGUUAGACCUAGUAAGGCUAAUUUAUAUUACGAAUUUCGAAUUGAAAAAGAAAAUGAAAAAAUUGAUUUUGAUUUGUAUGAGCAGUUUAAAAUAAUAGAAGAUGAUUUUAGUGAGUGGAAGAAUAUUAAUAUGGAAGAUAAUCUUGGCCGACAUUUUGUCGUUGAUUGUGAGUUAGUUGAGAAUGAUAUACAUAAUCUUGAUAUUGUUACACGACGAAGACGAAUUUCUGCUGAUACAAGCUUGCUUAAAUUGCAUGAACUUAUGUAUUUCUCAUUGCUUAAACAAUUAAAAACUAAAAAUAGUGAUUUAAAUUCUGGUUGUAGUGAAAAUGAUGCUACAGAAAGUUCUAAGUUAGAACUUUUAAAUUCUUUUUAUUUUACAGUAAAAAGAGAUAUUAUUUCAUGUUUACUUACUGAUAAAAAGUAUGACAAGGCUGUCGAACAAGUUAUACCAUUAAUUGAAAAUAAAGAAUGGUCUUUUUAUCAUGAUUUAGGGGAAGUAUACAUAAAAGCAGGGAAUAAAUCUAAAGCUAAAGAGUGUUUUAAGAGAGUUUUAAAUAUCUUUAACAAAGAAGAUGCUAUGUAUCUUAAAUCUUUGGUUAAAUAUUUAGAACUUGUAAAUUCAAAAGACUUUUUUGCAAAGAAUAUAGAAUAUGUAAAAAAUAUAUCAAGAGUUUGGUUUUUAUAUGGGAAAUUAACAGAUCAAAUUGAAUUUUAUAUUAACUCUUUACUUAUUGAUGGAGAAUACAAGUAUGAAUGUGUUCCACGAGUUUUUCAUGCUCUUGGAGAUAUUAGUGAUAAAAGAAAAUUGAAUAAGGCAUUUAAAUUGGUAUUACAAUUUUUAGAACAAAAGCACUUAAAAUUACUUUUACUUCCAUUUUACAAUCAGAUUAUUUGUAAAAUCAAUAAUUCACUUUUAAAUGGAUUUAUUAACAAAAUUAUAGUGUCAUUAAUGCUUGAUUAUAAGGAAGUAUAUUGGUCUUCAAUAUAUUUUAUUAAUGAUAUUAAUACUGAUGGUCUUGAUAUAGAUAAUAAGCUUUACUUAUCAAAAAUAAAAAAAAUGAGAGAUAUUUUGUAUGAGAUUUCAACUACACAAAAGAUUACUGAUGUUAAAAAAGACUUUCCUGGAAUAUGUUUAUGUAUUGGCAUGCAUGUACCUAAUAAAUAUCCUGUAAUUAUACAAGAUAUAGAGGGCACAGUAUUGAUUUACAGAUCAUUACAAGCGCCAAAGAGAAUCUGUUUUUUAGGAGACGAUGGUAAGAAAUAUUAUUUUCUUUGUAAGUACAAAGAUGAUUUAAGAAAAGAUAGUAGAUUUGUUGAGGUUUGUAAGUUAAUAAACAAAUUAUUCAGUACGGGUAGCUGUACUAACACCAGCUACUAUAUAAGAACAUAUGAAGUAAUUCCAUGUUUUCACAAUUUUGGUUUAAUUGAAUAUAUAGAAGGUCUUAUUUCUAUAAAAAAUAUAGCAGUACAAUACUAUGAUAAUUUAAGUGUAGUAGCUAAGAAAUAUUCUGUUAAAAAGAAAAUAGGAUUAAAAGAUUUUAAAAAUGUUCUCAGUUUAUUUAGUCCGAUUUUAGAUAAAUAUAUUAGAAGUCAGACCACAGAUCCAUACCAUUGGUAUCAGGUAAGAAAUAAUUAUGUAUUGACAUGUGGAAUAAUGAACAUUGUAGGAUGGUUUAUGGGAUUAGGAGAUCGACAUACAGAAAAUAUCUUACUUGACUCUAAAUCUUUUGAUGUUGUUCAUGUAGAUUUAAAUUGUAUUUUUGAUAAAGGCAAAUCUUGUAGUAUUCCUGAGCUAGUUCCUUUUAGAUUGACACAAAAUAUUAUUAAUGGAUUUGGUGCAUUAGGGUUACAUGGGACAUAUAAUAAUACUUGUAUUUCUACUUUAGAUUUAUUACAAACAAAUAGAAGUAUUAUUAUUAGUAAUCUGCUAUCAUUUGUUUAUGAUCCUUUACAUGAAUGGAAUAAAAAAGAGGCAACAGGUAAAAAGAUUAUUGACAGUUUGAGUGAUAAAAUUCAGGACGGAGAUACUAUUAGUAAAAUAGAAGAUUUGAAUGAUGAAGCUAUGAAUCAAAAUAAUUUGUCUAAUAUGUAUAUUGGAUGGUUAAGUUUUAUUUAA
This is a messenger RNA of Vairimorpha ceranae, 4326 nucleotides long. RefSeq names its product atypical pikk atr protein kinase. The record is from RefSeq and is a predicted model, not a curated record. Bases 1 to 4326 code for a protein of 1441 amino acids. Gene Ontology annotation, molecular function: protein serine/threonine kinase activity; protein binding. Gene Ontology annotation, biological process: telomere maintenance; protein phosphorylation; DNA damage checkpoint signaling. NCBI's taxonomy places the organism in Eukaryota, Fungi, Microsporidia, Nosematidae. The transcript has a single exon. Gene Ontology annotation, cellular component: nucleus.